Messenger RNA from Auxenochlorella protothecoides, 312 nucleotides. RefSeq lists its product as hypothetical. NCBI's taxonomy places the organism in Eukaryota, Viridiplantae, Chlorophyta, Trebouxiophyceae, Chlorellales, Chlorellaceae. The coding region runs from base 1 to 312 and encodes 103 amino acids. The record is from RefSeq and is a predicted model, not a curated record. The transcript has a single exon.
AUGCUGGCUGGGAGCAGGAGCUCUACCACCCUCCAUCCGAGAUUCUUUGGGCACCCUGGCUACUGCACCUCCAGCCCACUGCACCCUUCAAGGAGACCCUCCGCUUCCCCCAAGACCGACUUCCCAUGGAGCACUCUCUCCGCGCGCGCACACACACACACUCCCACACACGCAAACAGCCGGGCCCACCUCGCCAUGGCCAGGACCCCCAGGGCGCUGGACGCGAUGGCCAGGGUGGGCGUGCCAUGCCGCGACUUGCGCGCAAAGGCGGCGGGGAGGAAGCCGCGCUCCGCCAUGCCAUGCAGGAGGUAG